This is a messenger RNA of Lytechinus pictus (painted urchin), 1862 nucleotides long. Its product is annotated as decapping and exoribonuclease protein-like. Bases 529 to 1785 code for a protein of 418 amino acids. Gene Ontology annotation, cellular component: cytosol; nucleus. The record is from RefSeq and is a predicted model, not a curated record. Gene Ontology annotation, biological process: NAD-cap decapping; nuclear-transcribed mRNA catabolic process. Gene Ontology annotation, molecular function: mRNA 5'-diphosphatase activity. The transcript is spliced from 7 exons. Lineage: Eukaryota; Metazoa; Echinodermata; Echinoidea; Temnopleuroida; Toxopneustidae.
AUGAAACAGGCCCCUGGGGCUGGAAAAUACAGGAGUGAAUCAUACAGAGAAAGGAGAGAGAGGGAAAUAAAAAGAGGGAGAGAGAGAAAAAACAACACGGGAUUAUUUCGGGUAUUCCCCUCAACUGAUAUCUCUAGAAUAUUAUUCAGACCCUGGUUGGUAAUCUAAAUUAAUGUUGAUGUGACACGGGUCCCCUCUUUCUGGACUGACAAUUUAUGACGUUUAUUGAACAUCAAAAACUUAUUAAAUGAUAUAGUUUUAAUUUUUUUUCAGAUGAAUACACUUUUUCACGUUUCGUUUUGUCCACCUCCGAGAGCUAGAGUCGUCUGAAAAAAGACAACUUGCGUUUGGUGAAAGAUCAAAAAGGGAAAAUCACUGGCGCUGCAUAGCAUAUUCUGAUUGAAAUAGUCAAGAAAACAUCACAGCUACAUGUACUAUUUGGUCUUAUUUGAGUCAAAAUAUCCGUAUCUCCGGUGAUCAGUAAAUGUUACAAAAUCCAGCAUUUGAGAAGGACUUAAAGUAAACAACAUGAAACGGCCAAGUUCUGGAGAGGUUCCUCCACUAAAGAGGAUAACAAACAAUGAGAGUGAAAGAAGCUUGACAGUUGAACAGAAUUUCGGGUAUGAAGGAGUCUCAAGAAACCAGAGUAGUACCCAAUCAAUCCGACCAUUUCCCAUCAUGCCAAUAUCAAGAUUCAGCCAGAAGUUCCCGUUCUUCAGACAGCCCACAGAAGUUGGACAUUUCUCUCUCGAUUCCAAGAGGCAUGUCCAUUGUGACGCGAGGCUGCUGAAGGUCUACUGUCCUCCGGCCGAUCCUCGUCGGACCAAUUUUGACCUCAGGAAAGGGUACAGAGAUUUUAUCAAACGAGAUGAUGAUGUGAAGGAGAGAUUGAACAAUAUUACUAAAUGGAUGACAGAGAAUAAAAGUCUCAUCACUGCCCCACCCAGCACGGAAGGAUGUGAAAGUAAAUCCAAAGCACAUGAAAGUACAAGCAGUAAAUGUGAAAGAAUCAACGCUGAUUUUGUUAUGUGGAGAGGCCACAUGACAAAGUUCCUCUGCACACCGUACGAGAACCGAGAAGGCUGGGCUAUGGCUGUCACUCUCUUCCGAGGGACGUAUUACAUCAGUGAGGUGGAGACAGAGGAGAACAGAGCAAGGAGAAAAGGCAUGUCUGACCACGAGCAGGAAAUGUCCUAUUGGGGGUAUAAGUUUGAACAAUAUGUUACAAGUGAUAACGAAAGAAGUCGACCAGACACGACCAGGCCUGUGGAUAGUCACGAAGCCUUCUGUUCGGUUAUUAGAACCCGGUUGGAGUCUCACUCGUUGCUCUACAGCGGCGAGGUAGACUGCAGGAUACCGUACUCGAAGAAGAAACCUCCAGAAAAUUACAUGGAACUCAAGACAACAAGGAUAUGGUAUAAACAGAACAAUGAGAGAAAUUUCUACAGAUUUAAGCUUCUUAAGGUUUGGGCCCAGUCCUUCUUGGUCGGUAUCCCAGAAGUGAUAUUUGGUUUCCGUGAUGAUGAGGGCGUCGUUUCAUAUCUAAGAUCAUUCCAGACUAUGCAAAUGACCAAUAGUUCACAGGGUAUGUGGGAUGGUGCCGUCUGCUUUAACUUUGCCAAUCAGCUUCUGUUGUACAUCAAGGAAAUUGUGACAAUAGAUGAUCCUAAGGUUGUAUACAUGCUAGAGAGAGCUCCGGGGUCAUCAGAGGUCACUUGUAAACUACAUGCAGAAGGAGAUGAACAGUUUUUAUCUAAAGAAUAUAUUGAUUCAUUCAAUAGUUAGUUUUAUCAGGAAGUAAACUUACUGCAUAAUCUUUUUUUCCCAAUUUUAAAAAAAAACCAUAUACAUGUAAUUGUCUU